This is a messenger RNA of Helobdella robusta, 666 nucleotides long. RefSeq lists its product as hypothetical. The transcript has a single exon. Bases 1 to 666 code for a protein of 221 amino acids. The record is from RefSeq and is a predicted model, not a curated record. Lineage: Eukaryota; Metazoa; Annelida; Clitellata; Rhynchobdellida; Glossiphoniidae.
AUGUAUGUUUCAACCACGUCAUCUUCUAAAGAACUCACAUUGCCCACGGACUACAUUCUAAUAGUUUAUGCUCCACUACGGUUUUUUUUUACAAAAAUACAACCUCAGUGUUAUAUGGAUGCUAAGCACCUGUGGCGCUUGAUUCAAUUUACGCGUUUUCUUCCUAAAAUUGAACUCCAGAUAAUAAAUAAAUGUAUUCAAAGAAAUGCUUUUUUUGGUCACCCAGAAAAUAUUCUAACAGCAAUCUGCUGGAUGACAGAGAUAAGAGAACUUGCAGCCGGACAAAUUAAAUGUGCAAGAAAAGCCACAGCACCUGGUGAAGGUAAAAUCAGAAAAUUUCAAUGUCCUUCUCUUAACUUUGAGGCUGCCGAAUACUAUUGUCUUCUAAAUUGGCAAGACGUUCCAAGAACCUCGCCACCUAUGCUACGAGAUAUAAGUGAUGAAAAAAUUGAAGCAGCAAUUAAAGUACCUUGGAAGUGGACACUAAAAAAAUAUCCUUGCCAUAAUCAAAGCGUGGAACGACAUGUAAAGUUGGUAACCGAAGCAUCAUCGCCAGUCUGUGGUGCUCUGAGACGUGAUAGAUAUAUAAGAGCAAAAUUAGAAUCAAGAAAAGAAAUUCCACAUUUUAGUUUGAAGAAGGAUUGGAAAAGAGGAGAGAUUAACUGA